Scleropages formosus (Asian bonytongue) is the source of this 1793-nucleotide messenger RNA. It is a transcript of the gene nudt8, whose product is annotated as nudix hydrolase 8. The record is from RefSeq and is a predicted model, not a curated record. Lineage: Eukaryota; Metazoa; Chordata; Actinopteri; Osteoglossiformes; Osteoglossidae. Gene Ontology annotation, molecular function: coenzyme A diphosphatase activity. The transcript has 5 exons. Bases 246 to 1625 code for a protein of 459 amino acids.
GUCCCGCACUGCGCCGACCGUCCGCUGUGAGAAACGGUCAGAGGCGCCACCAGGUUGGACCCGUGACGCGGAACCCGACACCGCAGCGGGAGCACAGCGGCUUCAGCUAGAGCGAACUGUCAUUUUUAAGGUCACAGCGGCGAAAUGAACCCUUUCUCUCGCCAUAUUGGGGUUUGUUUGGUAAAGAACCGCAGCUCGCUGGGGUCAAAGUGACCCUCUCUCUCAGGUGGGACACUGCUGUACUGAUGUUUGGGUGCCAGCGUUUACAGACCUCUUCGUGCUGCUUCAGGUGGAGAACAUCACUGCUGCUGCUCAACAGGGUCCUGUCUGAAUUGUGGCUGAAGCAGGUUUGGGGAAAAAGUGGAAAGUCUUUCAACUCAGUCCACUUUUUGGUCUCUAAUCCACCUCAGCAAGGAGAAGAUAGAAAAAAUGGCAAAGAGACAGAGUUACACCACUAUCGAAAAGAGAACUCUGUAUCCAAGAAAGGACAAGAUGUGACCAGGUUUUCUGCUGACAGUUUCAGAUGUCUUGCAUACAGGACACCUUUUUCCUUACCUCAGUCCUCUGGAGGUAGUUCAGGCUGUGAGGGUUUUUUGCAAGCCUGCUCACGGGAGAAGACAGUUCAGAGAGCUGUCCGCUCAAGCUCGCUUCAUCCUUCUGCCGAAGAGUUAAGUGGACAACACGGCAACACAUUUGUGUCCUCUGAGCCUUGGAAAGCUUCUUUCUGUAAACGCCUCAUGUGGAAAAACUCCAGUUAUCCCCGGCGUACUGUUCUGAACAAGCACUUAUUACAAAAAACACAUCGGGAAGAAGUGCGCAGGUCAACGACAUACUCAAAACAGACCCAUAUGUGCAGUAUUAAAAGUGGUCGUAAGAAGACCUGGAGUCAUAGGCAAUGUAAAUCAUUUCACGGGAACUCUCCUCCAUGCUGGUGUAUGACCCUGCCAAAGGUCGGUGCCAUGCGGGCCCAAAGUUGUUGGCUGCACCAGGGUGCUGCUGUGCCCGUAGGGACGACUCCUGGCAAGAAUGCCCUGAGAGACAGCCUGUCAGCAGAGAAUGAAAUGAGGUGUCGUCAUAUCCUGAAGCCCAACUUGAGCUUGUACCGCAUGGAGGGUCAGGGGAGAUGGGCAGCAGUGCUGGUCUCCCUGUGCUUGGAGAAUGGGGAACCAGCCUUCCUGUUCACCCUCAGGUCCAGCAUGCUCAAAGGCAGACACAAAGGUGAUGUCAGCUUUGCAGGGGGGAAGUGUGAUCCAUCGGAUCAGAACGUCAUUGACACUGCGCUGCGGGAAGCACGCGAGGAGCUGGGCGUCACCGUGGCACCAGGCAGUGUAUGGGGUGUACUGAAGCCUCGCAAGGAUAUGUCUGGAAUGAUUAUAGCCCCUGUAAUAGCAAACCUGGGUCCCCUGGAGGCGCUGUCAUUUUGUCCAAAUCCUGCAGAGGUCGAGGAAAUCUUCACUAUCUCACUCAGUCACCUGUGUUGUCCGGAGAACCGUAGUUACACAAACUUCCGCACUGGUGACCGUUAUGGGUACACCUUACCUGUGUUCCGCAAUGGGAAGCACCGGGUGUGGGGGCUCACAGCUAUAGCCCUGGACCACACCCUCAAACUCAUUGUAAACCCAUAGCAGUCAGAGCUGGUGGAGCUUUCAAUCAUGACUGCCAUCAAAACUAUUAUGAUGACUGUGUGUGUGAGAUCUGUUUUAAUACUUACACUGACUGAAACACAACUAAUUGAUACAGUCAUCAUCUGUGAUUAUAUAUCUUCGGAUUCAGGCUUCUGUAUCUAUAUAACA